AUGUCAAUCUUCACAGACUUUCUCGAUGAGAUUAUGGAAGUUUUUAUGGAUGAUUUCUCAGUAUGUGAGUUCAGUUUUGAAGACUGUCUAGCUAACCUUGAGAAAAUUCUUGAAAGAUGCAUGGAAACAAACCUUGUGCUAAACUGGGAAAAGAGUCACUUUAUGGUUACCGAAGGAAUAGUAUUGGGACAGAUAGUCUCCGAAAAGGGCAUUGAGGUUGAUAAAGCCAAAAUAGAGGUUAUAGAAAAUCUCAAACCACCUAAGACCAUUAGGAAAGUCCUUAGCUUUCUUGGACACGCCGUUUAUACAGAUCAUGCAGCUAUUCGAUACCUAAUAAUCAAGAAGGACGCUAAACCUAGGUUACUUGGAUGGGUCUUUUUACUGCAAGAGUUUGACCUGGAUAUUCGAGACAAGAAGGGCAUAGAAAAUGUAGUUGCUGACCACCUUUCUAGGCUUGAAUAUUUAAAACCAGACCUAGUGCCAAUAAAUGACGAUUUUACCUAUGAUAGACUCAUGGAAAAAAUCGAAACCAUUCAGGAUGAUAACUCUGAUUUUCCAAUGGAUUGGAACAUUGAAAGAACUCUAGCAGUGACCAACAUACCUUGGCCAGCUGACUUUGUUAAUUACCUAGCUGUUGAUACCAUACCCCCAGACCUUAACUACCAACAGAAGAAGAAAUUCUUUAGUGAUGUAAGGUAUUUUUAUUGGGACGAACCUCUCCUUUUCAAAGGAGGGACAACCGACAUAUUUCGUCGCUGUGUCCCUGAAGAAGAGGUAGGAAACAUCAUAAAACAUUGUCACUCCGCACCUUAUGGUGGACAUGCAGGCACAUCUAAAACAUGCGCUAAAAUUCUCCAAGACGACCUCUAUUGGCCAACAUUAUGGCGCGAUGUUCAUGCUUACAUUACCAGAUGGGAUCGGUGCCAACGCACAGGGAACGUCUCAAGGCGUGACGAAAUGCCAUUAAGAAAUAUCCAAGAAGUAGCAAUAUUCGAUGUUUGGGGGGUUGAUUUUAUGGGACCUUUUCCAUCAUCAAUGGGAAAUAAGUAUAUCUUAGUAGCUGUUGACUAUGUGUCUAAAUGGAUUGAAGCUAUAGCCUCACCUACAAAUGACACUCGAGUAGUGAUUAAAUUAUUCAAAAACAACAUAUUCCCUAGAUUUGGAGUACCACGCCUUGUUAUAAGUGACGGUGGAUCAUAUUUCAUAUCCAGAAUUUUUGAUAAACUUUUAGAUAAAUAUGGAGUUAAGCACAGAGUAGAAACACCAUAUCACCCGCAGACUAGUGGACAAGUGGAAGUGUCAAAUAGGGAGAUUACACAAAUCUUAGAGAAAACAGUUUCAAUAUCUAGAAAAGAUUGGUCUCAGAAGCUUAAAGAAGCAUUAUGGGCCUAUAGAACCGCUUAUAAAACCCCUAUAGGAACCACCCUGUCUCAUUACUCUCCGUAG
Messenger RNA from Lathyrus oleraceus (garden pea), 1446 nucleotides. RefSeq lists its product as uncharacterized. Gene Ontology annotation, molecular function: nucleic acid binding. The transcript is spliced from 3 exons. Bases 1 to 1446 code for a protein of 481 amino acids. The record is from RefSeq and is a predicted model, not a curated record. Lineage: Eukaryota; Viridiplantae; Streptophyta; Magnoliopsida; Fabales; Fabaceae. Gene Ontology annotation, biological process: DNA integration.